Molecule: messenger RNA, 1632 nt
Organism: Lindgomyces ingoldianus
Lineage: Eukaryota; Fungi; Ascomycota; Dothideomycetes; Pleosporales; Lindgomycetaceae
Exons: 8
Biological process (GO): metal ion transport; transmembrane transport
Cellular component (GO): membrane
Molecular function (GO): metal ion transmembrane transporter activity
Source: RefSeq, a predicted model, not a curated record
CCCGAGAGCGUCCUACACGAGAAGCGAAUAGAUAUUGACCUCCUUCAAUCGGCGGAAUAUGACUUUACAGAGGCGAGGCUCAGGCCAUCGGACGCGCAAUUUCGGUGGAUCCACAUACCCGUGAAUGAUACUAGGAUCGUUGAGUCUCUCCCAAAUACGUGGCUCCAUAAGCUUCGACCCACAUCAUCUAUUCCGAAAGAUAUCGUACCGGAUCAUGCUCACUUCAUGGAGCCAUCAUUCCAGAUACACACCGCCGAGGAAGAAAAUAAAGGAGGUAAUUCCACUAUACAACCGUCCUUCACACUCUACCUUCCGUACUUAAAUUGGGAAGUGUUCCGAAAUAUUCAAGGUCGUAAAUCAGACACGACAAACAAAAAAAACACUUCACACCAUCCGAGGAGGACUUUGGAUCAAUUUUUCUACUCUGGGCUACGAAAUACGACAUACCGGGACGCUGGACAAACUGUGUCAAAAUGGACGGGCGCAAGCCCGGGUGUCAAUGGAAGAACAAAGGCAGUGGAGGACAGCUACGUCGUAAUGGUGGAUCAGCUCUGGAUCUGGGCUUUAGAAGACGGUGAGUUGACAGCGACCCUAGUCUCAUGCUUCCCAUCUCAUGGUUUCCAGUUCUUGGGAAACUCCAGUGGAACAAAAUAUAUUGAUGUCAUGACAUCGGUAAUGUCGGACUCCAGGAAGUGCCAGGACUUGUUCGACCUGACUGCUUUGCUGGUCAUGCAUUCCGUGACUAAUGUUUUUGCGGAAGAAAAUGGCAAGUUUGCUGACAUAUUAGCUAUAUAUAGAUGGGCAAUUUCGAUCAAGACAGCCCGCCACACCGAGAAACUCGAGGCUUUUAGCAGAAACCAGUCCUCUCAUAAUGCAGAAGAGAUUGGAGUUGAAGGGAUUGAUGAGCUGAAUCUGACACUCGAAGUGGCAGAUAUCCUUGACGAGCUAAAUAUGCUGCUACUUCUGAUGGAGAACCAAGCUGAUGUAUUAGCUUCGCUCCAGAGGAAGCUAUACCACUUCAAACCCAUGGCGCUUCACACAGCAGGAAGAGGGGAACAUGCUAUCAUGAUAAAGGACAGCAACCUGGGCAGUGUCCACGUAUCAAACUCUGGAAAUAUAGAAGGCCGUCUAUUGUUAGAGGAUUCGAAAGUGGGAUCUCUCCAUAUUGCCAAUACAGAAGGAACUCUUCCAGGUGUCCGGGCGAUUGAUGGGAAUGCUGGCAUUCUAGUGCAAGAAGCUGAGCAGAGGCUGAAUGUCGAGAAAGCUAAUCUCGAGAGACUCCGAACGCAUGCAGCGCGGACACAUGAGAUGGAGUUUCAACAGCUUAUCGAGUUGCUUGAUUUAGAGCAAAAAGCCGCCAGUCUGGCGGAAGCCCGUGCGACUACCAAGCAAGGAAAGGCUAUCAUGCUGUUUACCAUAGUUACGAUCAUAUUUCUCCCCCUCUCAUUCUUCACUUCGUACUUCGGCCAGAACGUGUCCGAAAUAACCGGAGAUAAUAAGAACCCAAAAUCGAGUGAGCUUUGGAGAAUAGCUGGCCCGAUAUCGGUGGUUGUGAUCCUCUUCGCUCUUGUAGUAGUGUACUUCAUCAUGUAUCCCCGCAAGAAAACACGGGAGGAAUGGAUUGAGAUGUGA